This is a messenger RNA of Trichobilharzia szidati, 1615 nucleotides long. The record is from the annotation of a GenBank genome assembly. NCBI's taxonomy places the organism in Eukaryota, Metazoa, Platyhelminthes, Trematoda, Strigeidida, Schistosomatidae.
GAGCCAUUGAGCAUUGAACACAUUAAUCAGUUUGUUUCUUGGACUAGCGGGAGCACGCACUUUUUCCAAAUUCCUUGGCGUGCAAGAUGGGAAGGGUUAUUAGAAGUCAGCGUAAAGGUGCUGGGGGCGUAUUCAAAGCACACACAAAGCAUCGCAAAGGAGCUGCCAGAUUGCGGCCAGUUGACUUCGCCGAACGUCAUGGAUAUAUAAGAGGUGUCGUCAGGGAAAUAAUUCACGAUCCGGGUAGAGGAGCUCCACUAGCCAGAGUUACUUUUAGGGAUGUUUACUCCUACAAACUGAUCAAACAAACAUUCAUUGCUGCGGAAGGCUUACACACCGGUCAGUUUGUGUAUUGUGGUAAGAAGGCCAAACUUCAGAUAGGUAAUAUUCUCCCAAUUGGUGCCAUGCCUGAAGGUACAGUUGUCUGCAAUCUUGAAGAGAAAUGUGGUGAUCGUGGAAGACUUGCUCGUGCAAGUGGUAACUACGCCACAGUUGUUGCUCAUAAUCCUGAUACGAAGCGAACCAGGGUUAAACUUCCAUCAGGAGCAAAGAAAGUUUUGCCUUCUGCAUGUCGUGCAAUGGUUGGUCUCGUUGCUGGCGGUGGCCGAGUAGAUAAACCGAUCUUGAAGGCUGGUCGUGCUUAUCAUAAGUACAAAGCUAAAAGGCAUUGUUGGCCUGUAGUUCGGGGUGUUGCCAUGAACAGGAUAAGGUCAUACCAACAACUAUAUUGCUUGCUACGGAUAAUUCCUCAGCUCUUGCAAAUUAGAUAAGACAAUCAAGCGAACUAUUAUAUGUUUAUGUGCAUUUAGUUUGUCUACCUUCCGGAAUUUUGAUUUGAUAUUGUCUGCUGAGUUGUUUGGCUUGUCCCAGCUUUUCACAACCUGGUAUCCGUUAGGGAAUAAACAAAUAUUGCUAAAGGUAAACCAACUAUGCCAAUUAGAUCUUUGUGUUAACGCUAGAUGAGUCAUACCUUGUCCAACCACAUUGUAACUUCAGUUUGAGAUAAGUUGUUUUUUUCUCCCUAAGAUGACCAACAAUAUCUCGGAGAAUUGUGAACUGGUAUACUUCGAGGCUCUUUUUGUUUGAAAUCCUGAAUUAGGACGUACAACUGUUAGUUCUGGGUGGAUACUGAGGGACGUAGCAUAAUGAUAGGUUUCAGAUGAAGCAUAGUGGGAUUUGUAUCAAUACACUAUUAAUACUCAUGAAUUUUGAUAAGAGAACAAACUGUGUUCAAGUGAAUUAGCGUUUAUUCGUUUUUAAGUCCGGAGCGGAGGAAUGUUGGAGCUGACAGUGUAUUCCACGGGUUAAGAUAAUAAGAUUAUUUCCUUAAUGUCCCUAUAUUUUCGUUUAUAUCUUCGAUGUGCUUGUCUGCUUCUCAAUGCAGAAAAACUUAUCUCACCUACUGGACACUUAUUUUUUAACAGCCCGUUGAGCAUCCUCAUGGUGGUGGUAAUCAUCAACACAUUGGUAAACCAUCAACUAUCCGGCGUGAUGCAUCACAUGGUCGUAAAGUUGGUCUCAUUGCAGCCAGAAGAACUGGACGAAUUCGCGGUACUCGUGUAAUUACCACAAAAUCUGACAAGGAAUAAAUACUAAAUAAAUUUCGUCUUAUGGA